Molecule: messenger RNA, 1698 nt
Organism: Naegleria lovaniensis
Lineage: Eukaryota; Heterolobosea; Eutetramitea; Acrasida; Naegleriidae
Exons: 2
Coding region: 1-1698 (565 amino acids)
Source: RefSeq, a predicted model, not a curated record
AUGGAAAUUUAUAAAUUAAAUGCAUCUCUUAAUUGGGAUUCCUAUGAAGACACACAUCCAUGGGAUUUAGAUUAUGCUACCUUUGAUGUAUCUAUGAGAUUAUAUCCCACUCAUUCGAUACAACUACCAAUCAAUUUCAUACAAUUAGAUAAAAAGAUUGGAUAUUCUAUUGGUGCUGAAUAUUUUUAUGAUUUAUAUCAAACGAGUCAUCAAAAUUCUCAUUUUCUUUACAAUGAUGAUGAUGUUGAAGAAAUGCAAAGAGAACAAGAAGAAGAAUAUAAUCAAUAUACAAGUUUUUAUAAUGCAACGUUUCAACAAGAGAAUCAUCAAUCAUCAGAAACUGGACCACAUUCAACACAACACAAUGAUCAUUCAGAUUUUAAUACAAGUCGAGAUCGAGAAUUUUAUCAAUACAAGAUUUAUGAAGAAAAGAAUGAAAAGACGAGUAGUAAUGAAAAUGAAUCAUUGAAUCAUCAUUCAGUAUUGAAGAAACAUUACUUGAAUCAGUUUUUAAAAAAAUUAUUUAAUUUUUUAGAUAUGAAAUAUAUUUAUGGAAUUUUGAAAUGUCAUUUACAUCGACCUUAUCCUACUCAAACUCAUUCUAAAACUCAAUUAUAUUUAAUUAUUAUGAAUUAUCUGAGUUGUAUCUUUGGAAAAUAUAAAUUCUCUACUAAUUUUGGAUAUCAUAUGAAAAUGAAAGAUUUAAUUACUAAAAUCAUGUUAAGAAGGAAAUUCUAUAUUCCAUACUUGGAAAGACAAUUAUAUCUCUCAGCAAGUGUGAUGAAUUUUCAUAACUUGGAAAAAUUACUAUAUGGAGUAUCUGCAUCUAUUAAAGGUUAUUCGUUACAAGUGAGAUCAAACGCAUUAGAUUUAUGGUCUUAUUUGAAUAUAUCUUUAACCAAGAGAGGAUUAUUAUGGUCUCCUUUUACACAAUCUUCUCAAUCCCUAUUUUUACAAAAAUGGAAAGAACAUUAUGAAAAUCAACAAGUAUUUUCUACUGUGGAAUUACCUCCACCUCCAAAAAUAGAUUCAGAAUUGUAUCCUGAAUUGAGAAUACUUGAUGAUAAAACUUCUAGGUUCAACAAUAUGCACACCAUAAUUGUGGUCAUGAACAAGUUUAGAAAUGUUCUCGUUCAAAUUUCAAAGAUUUUGAGAUACUUGAUUGAUUUACAAGUAGCAACAGCAGAGACCACUCUGAAAGGAUUAUUUUCUUCACCCAACAAUGAUAAAACAUCAUCUAAUAGAGUUGCAGUGAAGUCUAUCUAUCAUUAUAUUUCGAGCAAAUUUUAUGAGCAAUUAUAUUUAUUUAGUGUUGGAUUGAGAUCGAGAUGGUCGAUCGAGUAUUGCACAGAAGAAGAACCACUCGAGAAUGGACAAGAUGAAAACAUUACUGCUGUGAAACGAGCUCCAAAACAGCACAAAACUAUUAGAAUACCUAUUGAAUUAGAUUGGGGAUGUGAAUGGUUUAGACUUUGGUGUUUUGUCGAUUUGGUGAUUAUUGACAUUGACGAAUUUGUCAAGUAUUGGUGGAACCGAUUGCUCAACCUUAAGAAUACAGCUCGAACAGCGCACUCUCUUUCAGAUAUUUGGCGAUUUAGCACCAUUACAUUCUGUGUCACAUUAUUGGAUGUAUAUACCUUGUUUUCAAAGACUUGGCAAUUGGCUCAAUUACUUGGCAAAAAGACGGCUGUGCCUUAA